AUGAAAUCCUCGAACUCCCCGGCAGAAUCUCAUCGUCUCCUUGAUUUUGUUCCGUCAAUAAGACCAUCGUUUCUUUCUGUUGUAUUAGUUUUCGUUUGCGGAUGUCUCUGGGUGAAGAAUGAAACAACAAACGAACGACUGAUAGCGCUGGAAUCUCGCGUUAACCUUUUCCCCUGCGUUCAGAGUGUCUCGAUUGAAAAUACUGACAGGAUAUCUCUUUCACCGACAGAAGCUACAGCAAGAGAUCUUUAUAAGAAGGUUCAGACACAUGUAUCCGAAAGGAUCGGUUAUACAUCAGGUAAGAUCUUCACUUCAGAUGUUAUUGAGAUGCAGAUACAUGUUUAGAACUGAGUUAAUCCUCUUUUGAUUUAGGUAUAAUCUUUCAUGGUGUGAGUUUGCUCUUACAUACGGGAUCUUUGGAUAUUGCAUUAGAUAAUCAACUAACACUGUAUAAACCCUUCAGGGGCACCCAACGAGAACGUAGUUUAAAACUACUUAAACAAAGCAUUGUUAAACGUAUUUUAGUAUUUAAACGGUAGAUAUAGGCAAAUUUUUAUCUCCUAAAAAUUUUUCAUCUGUUCGGAUUUCCUAGCUGAAAGUCUAGUGAUCCGAAAAUUAUAGGGAUCAAAACUUACCUUUUCGAAAAUUUCAGCCAGAUAAAAGGCUCUCGAAAAUUCUAGGUGACCUUUUAAGGGUAAAAAUCCGUUAAAAAUGGGCAAUUAUACCAUUUUUUAGAUGUUCGAAAAUCCUAGGAGAAGUAGGCAAGCAGUAAAUUUUACAACAAAUGUCCCGAAAAUUCUAGAUCUCAAAUCGUCUUCCGAACAGAUAUUUUCCGAAAAUUGUCGUUGGGUGCCCCUGACCCUUUUGCAACACUCUCGCUCUGUUGUAAUACUGCUUAGAUAUUCACUAAGCCACCUAUACUGGUAAAACAAUAAAGAAAUUUUCGGUGUAAAUGAUGUUGAAUUCAUAGUUUAAGUGUCGAACGACUUGCUCACGUGCAAGAUAUGUGGUCAAUACUCAGGAGGGUACUCUUGUAUAAUUUUAAAAGCCAUACAAUUAUGUGCCGCCACAAAGAGUGUACUUCUUGGCCCUUUUUGUUCUACAAACGCUGGUAUAAACGUAGGUCAUUUUGGUCUGGAAUCGGGUUUGGUUUUCGAGGAACCUACUGGAGCGUAUGCAUGGCGUAGUUAUCGUUUCAGUUCCACAUGAAUAAGAACGAAAUAGAAAUAUGUGAAUACGAAAUGCAUUUGAAGAAUUUUUUUGUUUGCGCUCUAAGUAAUGAUGACACAAUUUCUGUUUAAAGGCCAGAUCUAAAAACGGGUGCGGAUCUUAGAGGCUUGCAUGGUCUGAAAGCGAGUGUGGAAAAUUCAGUCUGAAAUAGCACUGUCUGAAUAAAAUUGUUAGGGUGGCGUAAAAUUUGAGAUAUUUUUUGAAAGGUUAGCCCCUAGAGGAGUUCGGUUAAGGGGUCUUAGGGCUUGCCGGAUUACUCGAUAAAACCUUUUGUAACUUCGAUAGGGUGGCAAGAUUGAAAGUACGUUUAUUGAACGGUCUCAGUUGGUUUAAAACCCUGGGAGGGACUUCCUUAUAAGAGGCUACUAGGGAUGUGCCGCUGUUUAGGGCCCCAUUUUCACGACUGAAUUGACUAUAAUGAGGUUGCAUUUUCAAUAGAAUUACUAGAAUGGGGUCGCACAUUUUCGGAUUUUUUGUGGUAAGACAGUUCUUAUUUACGGUUAGCAAACGUACCAGAAUGUUUGUUCUGUAGAUGAAAAGUAAAGUGUUCUUCAUACAGUGUAAAAAAUGGGUCAAUUCAUAAAAAUAAAAAGUGACUAAGUUAGGAUCGCGAAAAUUACAUAUUUGCCCAAAAGUGACUAAGAUAUAGGGUCUAUAAUUGGUCACAGAAUAGACUAUAAUGGGGUAGGGGCUCUUAGACGCCAGCGGCACAUACCCAGCAAAAAUUUACCCAAGUACCCUUCCCCUGGGGUUUGGAAUGUGUGCGUAGAACUAGAAAUCUAGAAUGUCAGCUUAGCUUUCUCUUGGAAGCAACAAGGGAAGAGGCAUGAGGACAAAUUAAAAAGUUGUAAACCAUGUUGUUGAAUUCAACCUCCAAAACGUUAAUUUUAUGUUAGAAAUGUCAACCUUAUCAUUCAUUCCGUUGAUUUGUUCGUUAUAUUUUCUCCCUUAUUUAUUUUUAAUAUUAAUCACUGGAUAUUAAAAAAUUUCUUAAUCUUACUUUACUGCAGUCAGCCCGUUAUCAAUAGAGGCAUCAGCAACCAUCCGGUUAAGGAAGCGAAGAAAAGUUUUGAACGACACUUCAACUGGCAUCACCAUACAUGAAGUGAGAAAAGAAAUCAGCAAACAAUUUGAACAACUUAUGCCCACCAAGUACUGUAAGUCAAGUGACAAGGUAUGUCCUGCAGGACCCCCCGGAUAUCCUGGUCCCAUUGGAGCGAGGGGGCCACGUGGCAGGAGGGGACCAAAGGGAAAGAAAGGUCCUCAAGGUCCCAUGGGACCACUUGGAAAAUUCGGAAAAACAGGAAUAACUGGUCCUGCAGGACCGAGAGGAGAAAAGGGAGAUAAAGGUCCUCAAGGUCCCAUGGGACCACCUGGAAAAUCCGGAAAAACAGGAAUAACGGGUCCUGCAGGACCGAGAGGAGAAAAGGGAAGCAAUGGGGAGGCAGGGGAGCCUGGGCCAAAAGGCAUCCCGGGACCACCUGGAAGGCCUGGAAAAUCGAUAUCUGCUCCACAAGUGAUGUUGUCGCCGGCAGAGCAGACACGAGAUGAGGGAGGAAAUACAGCAUUUUAUUGCACGGUCGCCGGAAAUCCUUCCCCAAUCGUGGAAUGGCAAUUUAAGGGCACAAAGCUUCUGUCAGCUUCAAAGCAUCUGAUUAAAGAAGGAGAGUUGAUCGUUAGAAAUCUGAAUUACAGCGAUGCUGGACCGUACACAUGUGCUGCCAGGAACAUUCUUGGAUCGUCUGAGGCCACUAGCAACUUGACUGUUCGAGGUAAGAGGAGCAUUUAACUUAGAGUUUUGUUAUAUCUGGCUGCUUGAUUUUGUAGGCUCCUUUGUGCUCCGAGAAUGCGAGAAUGCGAGGUUUGAAUAUAAAAAUGGCACCGCUGUUUAAUCAUUUACUUUUAUCUCUUCUUUCAUUUUUUUUAUUUCUUAAGCAGUGUAUAACGCCAAACCUUGAAUUUACUCACUCAUACCUUAUGCUAAUGAUUAAGGACUAUAGAUUUUGCUCGUUGGCAUUAGGCUAGUAGUCACGAGUGUAGUUCAACGUUUAAUCUGAGCCAUACAAACAUAAAGACAAUAAAUAAUGUUAAAGAUAACAACACAUGACAGGAAUAUUUGGACCUUACAUGAACGCGAUGGCACACAACACCAUCCUUCUCUUCCUCUCUUUUUAGCUUAGACCACCAGGGAAGGUUACUUAGGUUAAAUUUUUGCAGGAUAUGUGCCGCUGGCCUCUCAAAACGCCUACCCCGUUAUAUUCUAUGCAUGCUGGUCGAUCAUGUACUGGGUCUAUUUCAGGUCUUCCAGUCUUCACAAAAGUUCCACCUUCACUUGCCACACCAGUUCAAGGCACUACGUUUCAAGUAACAUGUCAAGCUGACGGAUAUCCUCGCCCCGCGAUAACCUGGACUAGAGCAGCAAUGCCCUUACCUGCUGGAAAGACUAGUAUAAACCAAGGCACACUUACCAUUAACAACUUGAGUCCUGCUGACAACGGUUUUUACGACUGCGUAGCUACUAACAUUAUGGGAACAAAGAAGAAAAGAAUCAACCUAGCAGUACAAGUGCAUCGUUCAGGUUUGUAUUGAAGGCACCGUCUCACUCUGAGGCUUCUCUGUAUAUACCUGCUUCAAUAAAAGGUUGCUUUGGCAAUUGGGCACUGGGCAUUUGGGCGUACGGAACUCACUGCAAUGAAUUGCUUGAGUGUCCACCAAACAAUAGCUUCCCAGUGCGCAAUUAUAAAAUGCCCAAAGCAAGAAUCAGGUACCGUUAGAUAAAACGUUCAUUUCAGUAAUGGAAAUAGUCUUAUCCAGCUUGCGAUCUUGGUUAAACACCAGAUAAGAGUGUUCAUUAUGAAGGACAGUUUUUCGAAAGUCUAAAUUUGUCACUGCGAGAACUAUACGGCUAUACCGAAAUAUAUCGCAGGGUGAUCCAUUCGAAGACCGCUUUAUUUUAAUUUUUGUUUUUGUUGUUUCUUUGUUUGUUUGUUUAUUUUUCAAGCAUUCAAAAACCAUCUAAUUACUGCUAA
Messenger RNA from Porites evermanni, 4259 nucleotides. The record is from the annotation of a GenBank genome assembly. NCBI's taxonomy places the organism in Eukaryota, Metazoa, Cnidaria, Anthozoa, Scleractinia, Poritidae.